CUAGCAUUUAUUGCAUAAGUACUAUAGACCAGAAACUGAUAUGAGCCUCACAUUCAUUAUCUUAUUUAAUGCUCACCGUAGCCGUAUGAGGCAGGCACUAACUCCAUUUCAUAGAUGAAUACACUAAGACUUAGAGAAUUUAAUAUGCCCAAGGUCUCAUGGCUGGCAGGCUUGUCCCAGGUGUGUGAGGCUUCCACGUCUAUGCUCUUAACACACUACCCUGUGUGGCCUCCGGGCUAUGGAUCCAUGUUACAGUUUUAAUCUAUAGGUUUGUUUCAUUUGUCAUUUUCUUAUCAUUUUUUUCCUAUUUUUGGCAUUCAUUUUUGGCACUUUUAGUCUCUUUCCUUUUUUUGGCAUUAUGCAUCAAACAUCAUGUACUAUACACCAUGCAGUGUUCCAGGUAUUCUAAAUACAUUAUCCUUACAAUAACCCUAUCCAUAGGUUUUAUUGUGUCUUAUUUAAAGCAAGGGAAAACUGGAUCUCAGAGACGGUAAGUCAUCUCCCUAACAUCGCAGUAGUAGGUGUCAGAGCCAAACUCUUGAACAUGGAGUGGAGAGUAUGCUCCGAGAUUCAACCGGAACGGGGGCAGUAAAGGAUUGAUGUGGUUGGAGGAAUGGAUUCAGAAGACCACUAGUUAAUGGUGCCACUGGUGGAGGAGCUCCAGAAAGUGGGGUAGAUAGUAUAUGUGGUCUGGAAGGCAAUCCAGGAAAUGCUGUACACCUGGAUGAUCCCCCUGGGGCCUGGGGCCAGUCAGGGUUCUCCUGGUCUGGUCUUUACUGUGGCCUGCCAGAGGCUCUCCUAGAGUCUCCUCAUGUACAGCUGGUAGUCUAGACUCUGGCCAGCUGCUGUAGUGUUAGAGGUUAUAGGUACAAGGAGUUCUCAGGGUGGCAGCCAGAGGAGCUUGGUGCAAAUCCAGCAGUCCCACCAGCCAGUUUGAUGGUAGAGGGAGAGCAAACGAGACACUUUUCAAAUCAAAUAUGCAGAUUGACCAGGCAUGGUGGCUCACACUUAUAAUCCCAGUGUUUGGGGAGGCCAAGGUGGGAGGAUCCCUUCAGGCCGGGAGUUUGAGACCAGCCUGGGCAACAUAGCCAGACCUCAUCUCUACAAAAAAAUUUAAGAAAAUAAGCUGAGCAUGGUAGCUGAGCUCCUUAUCUCCAGCUACUUGGGAGGCUGAGGUGGGAGGAUCGCUUGAGCCUAAAAGUUUGAGGCCUCAUUGAGCUAUGAUUGUGGUACUCCACUCCAGCCUAGGCAACAGAGGGAGAUUCUGUCUGUUAAAAAAUAACAUAGAUGAUAUACACCAUGUGGCCAUCAGUCAGCCAAUGGAUAUGACACAUUGGAAUCUCCAGAACCUUGAACAGUGGUGCUCUUUAUCACAAGGAGACAAACUGAGAGUUCAGGUUUUCAGGUAGCCGGAGAAUGGAGGCUGUGUUAUCCAUUCAUUCAUUUAACAUUUUUGAGCACCUACCAUAUUCCAGAUCAGCAUUCUGGGCACUGAGGGAUUCAACAAUGAAUCAGAAAAAGUCUCCGCCAGAAGGAGCUCAUGUUCCGACAGAACACACCCAUGCACACACACGUCAUCCAGUGGUAAAACAGGCUAUGAAGGUCAGGGAAGGCCCCUCUGCAGAGGUGACAUUGAAUGGAGACUUGAAAGAAGUAGAGGACAGCCAUGUGGAAAUCUGGAGGAAGAGUGUUGCAGGCAAGAGGAGGCGCCAGUGCAAAGCUCAGGAGGCAGGGGUGUGACUGGCAGAUCGGAGGACUUGCAAGAGAACAGCUGCUGAAGCAGAGGGAAGAGGAAGAGUGCCAGGAAUGAGUCAGACAGAUUAUGGACGAUUGGCCAGGGUAUGACUUGAACUUAUUCACGUACCCACAGCACUAUUACGGAGACUUGGAAUAUGUCCUCAUCCCUCACGGCAUCAUUGUGGACAGAAUUGAGCGGCUGGCCAAGGAUAUUAUGAAAGACAUAGGAUAUAGUGACAUCAUGGUCCUGUGUGUGCUUAAAGGAGGUUACAAAUUCUGUGCUGAUCUCGUAGAACACCUUAAGAACAUCAGCCGAAAUUCAGAUCGAUUUGUCUCAAUGAAGGUUGAUUUCAUCAGACUAAAAAGUUACAGGAAUGACCAGUCCAUGGGUGAGAUGCAGAUAAUCGGAGGCGAUGAUCUUUCAACGCUGGCUGGAAAGAAUGUUCUCAUUGUUGAGGAUGUCGUCGGAACUGGGAGGACCAUGAAAGCACUACUCAGCAAUAUAGAGAAAUACAAGCCCAACAUGAUUAAGGUAGCCAGUUUGUUGGUGAAGAGAACACCCAGAAGUGAUGGCUUUAGACCUGACUAUGCUGGAUUUGAGAUUCCAAACUUAUUUGUGGUGGGAUAUGCCUUAGAUUACAAUGAAUACUUCAGAGAUCUGAAUCACAUAUGUGUCAUCAAUGAGCACGGUAAAGAAAAAUAUCGAAUCUAAAGACAUGAAUUCUCACCACUAAAGUCCCAGAUAACAUCAUACUUACGCCUGUACUCGGGAAGCCAGCUGUCAAGUUUGUCCCCCCAGGCAUCUUCACUCAGCAGGAUAUAAAAGAAAAAAAUGUUCAAAUGAGAGAACUUUCUUUUCUGAGGUUAAUAUAAAGAGUAUCAAAGGUUCUUAAGGAAAAGAAAGCAGUGCUUUUAUUUGACUUGUUCCAAAUUAAACACUCCGCCUUGUGACUCAGCAAUGCUAUCUACCUUCACACUCCUCAGCUCCGCCUGCCUUUGUUUUUGAUAGUCAUUAUAUUUGAUUAGCAUUCCCAGCAAUACCCCCACCUAGUUACUCAAAUAUUUUUCACUUAACUUUUUAUACUCUUAUUUUGGUAAUAAGCUUACAAUAUUAAGAAGCUGGGGACUUUUUUUUAACUGAAGCCUUGAGUCCCCUAUACCGGGAAUGCAGCUAUUAAUAGAUUCCCAUAUUUUAAAAGGAGGGAAAGGACAAUUUAAUAUCAAUUUCUGUUUGUGCAUUUCUGACAGGCCAUUAUUAUCUGCUUUCACAAAGCCUUUCUGAAACGCAGUGUACAAUGAAUCUUAAUGAUGUUAUGAAACGAGCUUUGCUCGGGGCUCUUGAUGGGAGCUUCCGGUAUGUGAUGACGGUAUGUCAUGUAUGCAUGGAUGUACUCAACUGUGUUUAAUACUCUGAAUUUUAAUUAGAAAAAAAUACAAUAGCAGCAAGGCCCUGGUUUCUAAGCUGUAUCCUUUUAUUCAUGUGGGACAUGAGCAAAUGGCAGAAUUAGGGGCGAGUGCUUUCAGUGCUCGAAACUAAGCAAGUAUAAAUUUUUCCUCUUAUUUGCAUGAAAGGACAAGACACCGUUAUGCCCUGUCCUAAACGUGAAGACAGAGGUUGAAUUUUUUUUUUAAAUAUCUUUAAAAGACUGAUCACAAAAUCCAAGGUGCUACAGGAAACAAGCACACUUAAAGUUUUUUUCUGAAUAACGUUUUUUUCCAAUUUCUCCAUUUUAUGAGCCAUUUCCUAAUUUAUGGGGAUUUUAAUUGAAAAUAAACUUGAGUCCCAAUAGAGCUGUUUUUUUCUCACUUCCUACAAAAUGCAAAUGCAAAAUAAAUAACUAAGCAGCUUUUGUUUGGUUCUGAGCCGUAUGUGGCAUAUUGUUAUUAGGUUCUAGCUUCCUUUAAACUAAUAAAGAAUAAGAAAACUUGUUAUGUUUUA
Symphalangus syndactylus (siamang) is the source of this 3676-nucleotide messenger RNA. It is a transcript of the gene PRTFDC1, whose product is annotated as phosphoribosyl transferase domain containing 1. Lineage: Eukaryota; Metazoa; Chordata; Mammalia; Primates; Hylobatidae. The record is from RefSeq and is a predicted model, not a curated record. Gene Ontology annotation, molecular function: hypoxanthine phosphoribosyltransferase activity. Gene Ontology annotation, cellular component: cytosol. Gene Ontology annotation, biological process: purine ribonucleoside salvage.